AGGCUCCAACCCAGACACGCACUAAUAUCCUCGUCUUCCAUCGCCAUGGAUGCAUCUGAAGGAUGCUGGAACAGCUGCUUGAAUGAGGACGAUUUGCCUCAGAUGGAUGGCACAUGUGAUGCGUGUGAACCAGAUGAGCCUCAGUCAGCUGCCUGGAUGUGCACACUCUGUUGCUUUGCCUUCUGCACCAGCCAUGCAGACAAACAUUCACAAAGCACUGGUCACCAACUCCAGCCGUACAGCUCCCCAGACCCUCAAGCAGAGAGUGGGCCAUUGAAAGACUGCCAGGGGUCUGAAAACGCAUCAGAGGGGGCGGAGGCCAGCAAUAAUGAUGAGCAUAAACCAGCUAAAAGAGACACUGUGACAGUGGAAAGGCUAAAAUGUAAGGAGCAUGGUCAAGAGGGUUCGCUCUACUGUAAACACGACCAGCGGAUCAUUUGUGUGCUGUGUGCUGUGCAGGGAGAGCACAGAGAACAUGAGAUUAUCACUCUUAAAGAGGCCUACAUGUGGCAGAAGAGCAAAGAAGGCAUUGACCUGCUGGAGCGCACACAUGAAAUAUCAGAGAAGAUCAAGGCCAAAUGGAUCAGCCCAGAUAUGAGUGUAGAAGAGCUGGAGCAGUAUGUGAACCAGCAGUUCGAUGAGCUGAAUAGGCUGGUUCGCCUGGAGGAGUGGCGUGUCCUGCACCUGGUGGAUUUAAAGGAGGCGUUCCUCACUGCCCAGGCUGCUGAGAAGAUAUCUGAGAUUAGUGUCCACACUGAAAAACUCCAGGAGGAGAUGGAUUCUGUCACACAACAGCUGAGUGAACUGGAUCAAAUAGAGCAGAAUGGAGUCGCCCCUAUGUACCUGGCCCCACUGCUGGCCGCCAGACCACCACAUCCACCUGAAGCUCUCGUGGAGCCCAUGCCACUGAAUCCUGAUUUGAGGCUAAGAGCAGCCAAUCAAAGGAGGGACCAAGAAGAUCAUUCAGUAGAUGAAGGAAGAGAAGAUGCAUACAUUGGACAUGCACCCUAAACUACUCUUACAUUCUCCUUUCAUACAUUCACUUAACUGCGAUAAAAACUAUAACUCAUCAAUUCUUAUUUUGAAUACUUGCAGCUUUUAGAACCAGAUUAUUUCCUUCGUAAUGAAAGGUAAUAAAAUAAUAUUUAAAAACUGGGAUGGCAGGAAGAAAACUGAAACACUAAAUUCCAAAAUAAUAUUUUGCCUGUUAUGUAUAUUGUGUUAAACAAACAAAAAAAGUUCUGAUUUGAUUUUAAGGUUAAGAUUUUAAGCAAGUGUUUAACAAUUUAAACCAGUGACCAUAUUGUUGUUGUUGUUAUUUUAAUUUUUACAUUUGCUUGUAAAAAUACAUUCAAGUUCAACUGUGCGUUCCAUGAAAUGUGGUCUCAUACCAUCCACAAUCACCUUCAUGUCAUCAUGCUAUACCUUGAUUCUAUUUGAGCUUAAACCUAGAAUAAUAUAUAUUUGGCAUAAGUGUUUUUUCUUUUUUAUAUGCAUUGCUUCUACUCCAUUUUUUGGAUGAUUUUUGUUUGGCAGAAAGAAAUGUACAAUUCCCUGGAUCACUCCUGCCUAGUAUACCAAAUAUGUUUUAAGCGUUAUCCUGAUUUGGCUUAGUAUGUUGUGUAAUUGACUGCAAUUGACUUGUACUGUAUGCUUUUUCACUUCAUAGGAGUGACCUUCAAGUCUCCUGUUUUUUAAAUAUAUAUAUCAUUCUCUCAGUGAUUUUCUGCAUUAGUAGAUUUCUCUUUGAUACCUAAACUAUGCUUUGCUAAGUGGAAACAUGGCAUUAUAUUUUUUAUAUGGUCUUUGAUAGUGUGCAGGAGGGCACUGACCUCUGCAACAGUUAAAUUGGUUAUACUGUACCCAUUUUCUCCUGCUUUUGUUUUGUUUAAUCUUUUGUGAAA
This is a messenger RNA of Carassius carassius (crucian carp), 1904 nucleotides long. It is a transcript of the gene trim44, whose product is annotated as tripartite motif containing 44. The coding region runs from base 46 to 1011 and encodes 321 amino acids. NCBI's taxonomy places the organism in Eukaryota, Metazoa, Chordata, Actinopteri, Cypriniformes, Cyprinidae. The record is from RefSeq and is a predicted model, not a curated record. The transcript is spliced from 5 exons. Gene Ontology annotation, molecular function: zinc ion binding.